UGUCGGAAUACGGAUGUGGAAACAUAAUGCCGCACUCACCCCGCCGUUCCCGGAGCAACAGGGAAAAUGGCAGCCCUCACCACCCUCACUCAGCUGUCGAGUGGGAACCCAGUGUAUGAAAGUUUUUACAGACAGGUCGAUCCAGGAAACACAGGGAGGGUCAGACCUACAGAGGCUGCUUUGUUUCUGAAGAAAUCAGGCCUGCCGGAUAUCACUCUGGGAAAGAUCUGGGACCUUGCUGAUCCUGAUGGAAAAGGUUUCUUGGACAAGCAGGGAUUUUAUGUCGCUUUACGGCUCGUGGCCUGUGCGCAGAGCGGUCAGGAUGUCUCUCUUACAAGUUUAAACCUCACCGUCCCUCCUCCGAAAUUUAAGGACUCCAGUAGCCCGUCAUUAAGUGGUGCUUCAACAACGGACAGCCAUUGGGCCGUUAGACCUGAAGAGAAAAGCAAGUUUGAUGGUAUUUUUGACAGUCUUGUGCCUGUAAAUGGAUUACUCUCUGGAGAAAAGGUCAAGCCAGUUCUUAUGAACUCAAAGCUGCCAGUGGAUGUGCUAGGAAAGGUUUGGGAUUUGAGUGAUAUUGAUAAAGAUGGGCACCUGGACAAGGACGAGUUUGCAGUGGCCAUGCACCUGGUGUACCGUGCUCUGGAGAAAGAGCCUGUUCCCUCUGUUCUGCCCUCCUCCCUCAUCCCUCCAUCCAAACGCAAGAAGUCUGUGGGCUCCUUAUCCAGCAUGACACCUGUGAUGCCAGGAAGCCCACCUCCUCCUAAAGACAGCCUGCGAUCUACACCAUCACAUGGCAGCAUGAACUCUCUGAACAGCGCCGGGAGUCUGUCACCUAAACACACACUCAAAUCCACACAGCACUCUGUGAACUGGGUAGUGCCAGCGGCAGACAGAGGACGCUACGACGACAUCUUCCUCAAAACGGACGUCGACCUUGACGGCUUUGUCAGCGGUCAAGAAGUGAAAGAGAUCUUUAUGCAGUCUGGCCUUCCACAAAACCUUUUAGCACAUAUAUGGGCUUUGUCAGACACACGGCAGAUUGGCAAGCUGAGCCGAGAGCAGUUCGCACUGGCCAUGUACUUCAUUCAGCAGAAAGUGAGCAAAGGAAUGGAUCCUCCUCAGGCCCUGACCCCAGACAUGAUCCCUCCAUCCGAGAGAGGAACCCCUAAUAUGUCGGGGUACAUGACGCCCGUGGGCUCGGAGAUGGUAGCCCUGAAUGAAAUGCGCAGAGACAGCUCCAGCUCUGUGGGGUCUGGCGAAUUUACAGGAAUCAAAGAGCUGGAUGAUCUGAGUCAGGAGAUUGCUCAGCUGCAGAGGGAGAAAUACACACUGGAGCAAGACAUCAGGGAGGCAGAGGAAACCAUCAGACACAAAACUACUGAGGUUCAGGAAAUGCAGAAUGAUCUGGACCGAGAGACGUGCAGUUUGCAGGAACUGGAGGCCCAGAAGCAGGACGCUCAGGACCGACUGGACGAGAUGGACCAGCAGAAGGCCAAGCUGGAGGACAUGCUCAAUGAAGUACGACAGAAGUGCCAGGAGGAGUCCCAAAUGAUCUCAUCACUCCAGAGUCAGAUCCAUUCUCAGGAGUCAGACCUGCUGAACCAGGAGGAGGAGCUGAGUCGGGCUAAAGCGGACCUGUCCAGGCUACAGCAGGAGGAGAGCCAGCUGGAACAGAGCCUGCAGGCUGGCAAGAUCCAGCUGGAGACCAUUAUCAAGUCCCUGAAGGCCACGCAGGAUGAGAUCAACCAGGCUCGCAGCAAGCUCUCUCAGAUCCAGGACAAUCAGCAUGAGAUAAGCAAAAGCAUUGAGCAGUACAGCAGCGCUCUUAACGGCACACAUGGAGGCAGCAUGACUAACCUGGCUGACAUGAGCGAGGGGUUCCCUGACAAGGAGAACGGGGGCUUCGGGGUCAUGGAUGACCCAUUUAAAGUGAAGACGAGUGUGUUCAGCACAAACUCUCAGGAGAUGCACACAGACCCCUUUCAGUCUGAAGAUCCUUUCAAAUCCGACCCUUUUAAAGGUGAUCCCUUCCAGAAUGAUCCUUUUGCCAAGCAGCCUCCCACAGCAACAGAUCCAUUCGGCGGAGAUCCGUUUAAAGAGACGGACCCUUUCAAGAGCACUUCAGAAGACUUCUUUAAGAGGCCGGCUAAGGCUGAUCCCUUCACCAGCUCCGACCCUUUUAGUAAAAGUGCUACUCUUCCAGUAAAGUCUCAUCACUUCUCGAGCAGUGACCCCUUCGCCUCCACCAGCCCCAAACACAAAGGCUCAGACCCAUUUGGGACUCUAGACCCUUUUGGAAGCAGCUCAUUUGGCAGUAACAGUGGCUUUGCUGAUUUCAGUCAGAUGUCAAAGCAGAGCUUCACCGAUGACCCCUUCAACCAAAACCAGGAUACUCCAGCUCUCCCGCCCAAGAAGACCAUACCGCCUCGGCCCAAGCCUCCCAGCGGCAAAAGCACUCCAACGAACCUAUCCGGAUCUGUGGAUUCAGCCAAGUCGAGCGAUCCCUUCCAGCCCUUCGGCUCUGACGCUAACGACCCGUUUCAGAGUAAAAAGGGGCUCGGGGACCCGUUUAGUGGCAAAGAUCCUUUUGCUCCAUCUGCUUCAAGUAAAGCCACUAAAGAUUCUUCCUUGGGUUUUGCAGACUUCAGCUCUUUUGGGAAUGAGGCGCAACAGAUGGAGUGGGCCAAGCGAGAGAGCGAGCGGGCUGAGCGCGAGAGGCUGAAAAGACUCAGGCAGCAGGAGCAGGAGGACCUGGAACUGGCCAUUGCGCUCAGCAAAGCUGAGAUGAACAACACCUGAAUGCUGGCUUCUCCCUCUCACACACCAUCUUUACAUCACUGCAGCAGAGGAAAGAGUGAGCGUGUGUGAGCGUGUGUGAGCGUGUGUGAGCGUGUGUGAGCGUGUGUGAGCGUGUGUGAGCGUGUGUGAGCGUGUGCGCUGGAGAAUGAGUGAGAUGUGUAUGAUGUGAGGAAAGGUUUUUAAUGUUUUAAACAUCUUUUACUUUUUAAUGUAAUGAUGGGGCAACCCGUGUGUUAUGUGAAUGGGGUCGUGCAUUCUACAUGCACUGCGUUAACCUGCACUACUCUGACACAAUUUAUUUAAAGUGUGUGUGUGUGUGUGUGUGUGUGUGUGUGUGUGUGUGUGUGUGUGUGUGUGUGUGUGUGUGAGAGAGAGAGAGAGAGAGAACGAACCUGUGAAUGGACUCCUCCAUAGUGAUUUUAAUCAGGAAAAAGAAAAUUCACACACAUUCCCACUGUACCCCAAAGACAUGUUUGGUGUCUCUCGUUUGCAUCUUUAUUGUUUUUUGAAAUUGGUUUUAGUAAUAGAUGACUAUAUCACUAAAAUCUUUUGUGUAAAUAUUGUCCAUGUCCGGGCCUUCAGUGAUGUCACCCAGACGUGCUGAUGUGGUUUAGGACAUCUGAGAACAACUGAAAGUUUUUAUAGUUUGGAAUCAUUUAACCCUCCAUAGGCUCAGUAUCUUAAUGUUUUAAUACAGAACAAAGCAAACUAGUUAGAGGACUGAACUUGAGGAAGCUACAAUCCUCCACGCAGCUCCAUCAACACUGGAAGAGAGAGACAGAGAUCAGGGCAGAUGUGGGUGAGCUGUGAAAAGAAUGAUCCACCCUUAGGUGGUAGAGCUACAGUGGUGCUUGAAAGUUUGUGAACAUAAAACACUAUCAGAUUUACACACAAGUCCUAAAACUAGACAAGGAGAAUCCAAUUAAACAAACAAGACAAAAAUAUUAUACUUGGUCACUUAAUUAUAGAGGAAAAUGAUCCAAUAUUAAAUAUCUGUAAGUGGCAAACGUAUAUGAACCUUUGCUUUUAGUAUCUGUUGUGACCCCCUUAUGCAGGAAUAACUGCAGCUAAACGUUUCCGGUAACUGUUGAUCAGUCCUUGGUGGAAUUUCAGCCUAUUCUUCAGUACAGAACAGAUUCAACUCUGGGAUGUUGGUGGGUUUUCUCAAAUGAGCUGCAUUGACUUAACCAUUCCAAAACAUUAACUUUAUCCCUCUUUAACCAUUCUUUGGUAGAACGACUUGUGUGCUUAGGGUCGUUGUCUUGCGGCAUGACCCACUUUCUCUUGAGCUUUAGAUCACCGGCAGAUGACCUGACAUUCUCCUUUAGAAAUUGCUGAUAUAAUUCUGAAGUCGUUGUUCCAUCAAUGAUGGCAAGCCGUGCUGGCCCAGAUGCAGCAAAACAGGUUCAAACCACGAUGCUACCACCAUCGAGUUUCAGAGAUGGAUUAUGAGAUAUAGAGAGAUUAUGUUGGAAUGCAGUGUUUUCUUUUCUCUUUUCUCAUUCUCUAUUUUGGUCUCAUCCAUCCACAAAACAUUUUUCCAAUAGCUUUCUGGCUUGUCCACAUGAUCUUUAGCAAUCUGCAGACAGGCAGCAGGGUUCUUUUUUCGAAAGCAGUGGCUUUCUCCUUGUAACUCUGCCAUGCACACCGUUGUUGUUCAGUGUUCUGAUGGUGGACCCAUAAACAUUAACAUUAGCCAAUGUGAGAGAGGCCUUUAGUAGCUUAGAAGUUACCCUGGGUUCCUUUGUGACCUUGUGGACUAUUACACAUCUUGCUUUUGGAGUGAUACUUGCUGGUCGAUCACUCCUGGAGAGGGUCUUGAAAUUCCUCCAUUUGUACACAAUCUGUCUGACUGUGGAUUGAUGGAGUCCAAACCCUUUGGAGAUGGUUUUGUAACCUUUUCCACCCUCCCACCCAGAGAGCAUAACCAGUUUUGCUCCAUUGGAUUCUUCUGAUGAUGGGGCGAAUGAUUUUUCGUUGUGGCCAAAGUGGUCAAGCCCGUUUAACCUUUUGGUUAACCCUUUUACCAACACCUUUGAGACUUCCUAUGUCUGCCAGUUGCAGGUCUGUAGAAAUGGUGGACAAAUUUCAUAUAUAAAAAAGACAAAAGCAAACAUCAGACAUCAAACAUUUCCGGACUACAUGUGGGGUAAAGAGGAAAAUUGUGUACAUUUGAUAUGAGACCAUUCUUUAUUCUGUAACAAUUCUGUAACUCAUGUUCUAAAGAAAAACGUUAAGAGGAAAGUGCUCACAAUUUCUGAAGUCUUUAGUCAGUUCUCUAUUUCCCCGUCACAGACCCUGAGCUGAACUGCGUGGUACGUGACUGGGGCAUAGUAUAACAUAUUAAAAGAAAAAAAGAAAGAAAAAAAAAGGACCUGGGAGUCGUAAUAAGUUCUGCUCUUGCCAAGUAUGAAAGGUUGAAAAGAAAAUUCAAUUCCUUUUAUGUUCUGUAGCCUUUCUGUGUCUGGCUGAUGCGUAGAGAUGUCAUGCAGAUUGGAAGUGAUUUGACCCUUUCUUCACUUGUGAGAGCAGUGCUGUAUUGUAGGUCUGGUACACACACACACACACACACACACACACACACACACACACACACACAUGGAGCUCCCACUCCUGUGCAGGUUUGAAUUUUCUUUGCUGAUUCAGCUCUGCUGCCUGUUCGCAAGAUGUUCAUGAGCUCAUGAUGUGUAGAACUUGAACCUGCGCAGGACUUCAGGAGUGGAGAUGAGAGGCUGUGAAAUAAUCCGUUCAUAUCAUUUUCAUUUUGUUUUAAUUUGCUGUCGAUCACUGAGACGCCUAGCGUUUUUCCCAAACAAAAGCUUAUUUGUUCUCCAUAAGCACAAGCUACUAAAGUUGGUGAAAUCUUGUUACGAUAUUAGUCCUGAUCAUCUUCCAGACUGUGAUUAGAAACAUCUUCUGAACAAAUUCUGCUAACUUCGCCAGUUCCCUGCUUUACCCUUUCAGUAUUAAUCGAGACGUUUCCUGAGUUCUUUUACUAAAACUUUCCUGUAUUUUACUUGAACCGUAUGCUGCCUGCCAUGUUUAAACCUGUGGUUUUAAUAUUUUGAGUUGUUGAAGUGAAUUUGUUCUUGUUCAGACUUUCUCACCAUGGACACAUGGACUUUAUAGACUUCCUCGAGCUGAGAACAUUAACUGUUCACCCUUCAGCUGCAGUCCUCUGUGUGGGCCGGAGUAAAGCAACUCGGUUCAGGGACUACCAGAGUUCAAGUAAAGGUGCCACUGAUAUUCAGUGUGCUAUUUAGAAUCACCUGUUAACUGUAACAUAGUCUACUGAAAGACAAAUAUUUUUGGUUUGCUCCUGUAAUACUCCUUUGCUGACUAGGUGUGUUUCCCCCCUCCCCCCUUUUCUUUCCUCUUAUGAGUAGGCAUGUGCAGAAAAUUGAUAUCGUUAUACAAAAGGUAAAGAAUAAAACACUUGUAGACAUUCUGUUUUUGGAAAAUAAUCAACAUUUGAGGUGGUUGACACAGUCCUACAGCAGCACACCUUUUAAUUGUUUUUUUUUUUUUUUUUUCCUUUUAUACCACAGCAGCUUGCCAACAAUUACAAUCUUUAUUUAUUGAAGAAUAGCAUGUCCAUACAUUUUAAGCCAUUUAUAGCUGUUUUAAUGUUGUGGUACAUCCAUGAAACAAGCUCCUGUUGUCACAUUUUUUUAUCAGCUAUAUAUAUAUAUAAAUAUAUAAAUAUAUAUAUAUUAUAUAUCUCUUAAAGUUAAUAAGAAUAAAAACACUUUGUAAUAUUGCUGAGGAACCUCAGGACAUAAAUUCCUCAAAAAGAUGCGUCAGAAAAGAUGCAGCUUUAUCACGCACCGUUACAAAAUUUUGACACCGGAGACUCCUUCCAUAAACGUCUCCGUACAGAAAACUUCAUAACAGUGAUUCUGUACGUUUUUAUCAGCAUCAGCCAUCAAGUCCCUGUGUAAGAUGUUACUAUAGAAACAAUAAUGUGUUCAAAUGAGCACAUUCAUAUAAAACUGUGAUUUGCAGCUGCACUACUGUCUGAUCUGUUCUAGAAAAUUUAUCAUUUUCUGAUCAAUCAGGAUCCAGAGUUCAAGAUUAGACAGCUCCGGCAUCAGCACAUGCCUAUUCAGAAGCAGCAACAUGACACUUUUAUUUUAGCAUUAACUUAACAAUGUUACUGUAUUCGUCUGGAGGAGCUGGGGUUUUUUGUUGGUUUGUUUUUCCUAAAUCCAGAUGAACCUUCUCUGAAAAUAUUUCAAUACAGAAAGUUAGGUUCUGUUAAUAGUUUACACCAUCUUUAACUCUUAUUCAAUGUGGAGUUUUUUUUGUUUUUGUUAGUUUUUGUAUUUCCAUUAUUUUCUCUUUUUUAUUUUUUGGGAGCUAAAUAACACGACGCCUCACAUUUCAUUAAAUGCCCACUCGUGCUGUAUUCGUCUUUGUUACCUCCAUUGUGCAAUAGUUUGUAUAUUUUUAUUUGUGUACUGAAAUACCUGUAAACUCAUUUUAACUUUUAUUUCUUUAUGAAAAAUGUGGGUGUUUUAAAUGCCUGUUCAUGUCAAAGCAAACGAUUCACCGAUCUCGCGCUGGUUGCGCUCUUUUCGGCCUGCCUUAUUCCCUCGCCUCUACACAACGGACAGACCAAAUUAUUAAUCACCAUACUGAAAUGCAUUUAUAAAAAACAUAAGUACAUAAUGUAUAUCACGUUAUAUUUGUCUUAUAAAAAAACAACAACAAAUAACUUCAAAUGUGUAACUGGAUGCAUUUAAAAAGAUUCCAGAAAUUAAUAGUCACUAGAAAAGCUUGGGUUUAUUUGAAGAUGCCAAUGCUUGCUAUGUGGUCCUUUUGUUUCACAGAAUAAAAUAUACACCAUUUCAGAUA
Molecule: messenger RNA, 7659 nt
Organism: Ictalurus punctatus (channel catfish)
Lineage: Eukaryota; Metazoa; Chordata; Actinopteri; Siluriformes; Ictaluridae
Gene: eps15l1a
Product: epidermal growth factor receptor pathway substrate 15-like 1a
Exons: 25
Coding region: 67-2802 (911 amino acids)
Biological process (GO): endocytosis; endosomal transport
Cellular component (GO): clathrin coat of coated pit; cytoplasm; plasma membrane
Molecular function (GO): calcium ion binding; cadherin binding
Source: RefSeq, a predicted model, not a curated record